AUGGCACAAAUCGACACCCUCGAUCUGAUCGUCCUGAUGGGCCUGCUCGUAGGAACCGUGGCUUACUUCACCAAAGGAACCUACUGGGCUGUCCAGAAAGAUCCGUACGCCGCCGCCCCCGGUGCUGCCAACGGAGCCAAGGCCGGCAAGACCAGGAACAUCGUCGAGAAGCUGGAUGAGACUGGCAAGAACUGUGUGAUUUUCUAUGGCUCGCAGACCGGGACUGCCGAGGACUACGCGUCCCGACUGGCCAAGGAGGGCUCUCAGAGAUUUGGUCUCAAGACCAUGGUAGCUGAUCUCGAGGAAUACGACUACGACCUCCUAGACACUUUCCCCGAAGACAAGGUUGCCUUCUUCGUGCUCGCAACCUACGGCGAGGGCGAGCCCACCGACAAUGCAGUUGAAUUCUAUCAGUUCGUCACUGGAGAGAGUCCGGAGUUUACGGGUGGCGCGUCUGAUGAAGAGAAACCUCUUGCUUCCCUCAAAUAUGUCGCUUUCGGUCUCGGAAACAACACAUACGAGCACUAUAACUCCAUGGUCCGACACGUCGACGCUGCUCUAACCAAGUUGGGAGCCAAGAGAAUCGGUGAUGCUGGUGAAGGAGACGAUGGUGCCGGAACAAUGGAGGAAGACUUUUUGGCUUGGAAAGAGGGCAUGUGGACUGCCCUCAGUGCUGAGCUCGGGUUGGAGGAGCGUGAAGCUGUCUACGAACCCAUCUUUUCCAUCACGGAGCAGGAUGAAUUGACUGCUGAAGAUUCCGCCGUCUAUCUUGGCGAACCAAACCUCAGCCACCUGGAACACGCUGGUAAAGGCCCGUAUUCUGCUCACAAUCCCUACAUUGCUCCCAUCGCCGAAUCUCGUGAACUGUUCGCCGUCAAGGACCGAAACUGUCUGCAUUUGGAAAUCGAUGUCUCCGGAAGUGGUUUGCAUUACCAGACUGGUGACCACAUUGCAGUAUGGCCUUCUAAUGCUAGCAUGGAAGUUGAUCGCUUCUUGAAAGUUUUCGGUCUCGAUGCCAAACGCGAAACCGUCAUCAAGAUCAAGGGUAUUGAUGUUACCGCUAAAGUUCCUUUCCCCAGUCCGACCACAUACGAUGCCGCCGUCCGUUACUACAUGGAAAUCUGUGCUCCAGUGUCUCGCCAGUUUGUCAGCACGCUCGCCGCAUUCGCACCGGAUGAGAAGGCGAAAGCUGAAAUGGUACGUCUUGGAAAUGACAAAGAUUACUUUCAGGAGAAGAUCACCAGCCAAUGCUUUAAUAUCGCACAAGCUCUGGAAAGCAUUUCGUCCGCGCCUUUUACUGCUGUGCCCUUCUCAUGCUUGAUUGAAGGGAUCAACCGUAUCCAGCCUCGUUACUACUCCAUUUCUUCCUCCUCCCUGGUUCAAAAGGAGAAAAUUAGUGUCACCGCUGUUGUCGAGUCCGUUCGCAUCCCUGGCGCCACCCACGUCGUCAAAGGUGUCACCACAAACUACCUAUUGGCACUCAAGCAGAAACAGCACGGAGAACCGAGCCCCGAGCCCCAUGGAGUCACGUACGCUAUCGAUGGCCCCAGAAACAAGUACGACGGUAUCCGUGUUCCCGUUCACGUACGCCAUUCGAACUUCAAAUUGCCCUCGGACCCUUCCAAGCCUAUUAUCCUAAUUGGACCCGGUACCGGUGUCGCGCCCUUCCGUGGGUUCGUUCAAGAGCGCGCUGCUUUGGCUGCCCGAGGAGAAAAAGUGGGAACAACUGUUCUAUUCUUUGGAUGCCGGAAAAGUACCGAGGAUUUUCUCUAUGAAGAUGAGUGGAAGACCUACCAAGAGCAGAUGGGAGACUCCUUUAAGCUGUUCACUGCAUUCUCCCGUGAGGGUGCCCAAAAGGUCUAUGUUCAACACCGUCUACGUGAAAACGCGGCCUUGAUCAAUGAUCUCUUGGCACAGAAAGCUUAUUUCUACGUCUGUGGCGAUGCUGCACACAUGGCUCGUGAAGUCAACACUGUCUUAGGCCAAAUAAUCUCAGAACAACGUUCCUUGACCCCAGAGAAAGGCGAGGAAAUCGUAAAACAUAUGCGGAGCAGUGGAACAUACCAGGAAGAUGUAUGGUCCUAA
This is a messenger RNA of Talaromyces atroroseus, 2085 nucleotides long. RefSeq names its product NADPH--cytochrome P450 reductase. The record is from RefSeq and is a predicted model, not a curated record. Gene Ontology annotation, cellular component: cytosol. The coding region runs from base 1 to 2085 and encodes 694 amino acids. NCBI's taxonomy places the organism in Eukaryota, Fungi, Ascomycota, Eurotiomycetes, Eurotiales, Trichocomaceae. The transcript is spliced from 2 exons. Gene Ontology annotation, molecular function: FMN binding; NADPH-hemoprotein reductase activity; flavin adenine dinucleotide binding.